This is a messenger RNA of Brassica oleracea var. oleracea, 924 nucleotides long. Its product is annotated as transcription factor MYB57-like. NCBI's taxonomy places the organism in Eukaryota, Viridiplantae, Streptophyta, Magnoliopsida, Brassicales, Brassicaceae. The record is from RefSeq and is a predicted model, not a curated record. Bases 1 to 867 code for a protein of 288 amino acids. Gene Ontology annotation, biological process: regulation of DNA-templated transcription. Gene Ontology annotation, cellular component: nucleus. The transcript has 3 exons. Gene Ontology annotation, molecular function: RNA polymerase II cis-regulatory region sequence-specific DNA binding; DNA-binding transcription factor activity, RNA polymerase II-specific.
AUGGAUAUCUCAUUUUUCCAAGCAUACCCUUUUGAUCUCCCUUGCAGUAGAGCAUUUAAUGGGGAUGGAGAAAACAAUGCAGUGGAGUUCUCUAAUAAAAGAAUGAUGGUGAAGGUGAGUGAUGAAUCAAAGAAGAAGCAGAGAGGUUCUAGGGUUUGUAGUAGAGGACAUUGGAGAGUUUCUGAGGAUUCUCAGCUCGCGGAACUUGUUUCUGUUCACGGUCCUCAAAACUGGAACCACAUUGCAGAGAAGAUGCAAGGAAGAACAGGCAAGAGUUGCAGACUGAGGUGGUUUAACCAGUUAGACCCAAGGAUCAACAAGAGAGUUUUCAGUGUUGAAGAAGAAGAGAGGCUACUUGCAGCUCACGGAGCAUUUGGUAACAAAUGGGCUAUGAUUGCUAAGAUUUUCAAUGGAAGAACAGACAAUGCCUUAAAGAAUCAUUGGCAUGUCCUCAUGGCAAGAAAGUUGAGGCAGCAAUCAAGUUCUUACACCAGGAGAUUCAAUGGGUCUGCUCAUAAACCUAAUGCAGAUCACACAAGCUUCAAUAUCUCUCCGGGUUCUGUAGAUGAUGAGGAGGUGAAUAUGGAAAAGAACAGCUGGAAAAUUCUAAAAGAGGGAACAACUAACAUGAAAGCUCAGUAUCCCCAAGAAGAGUAUUGUUCUCCACGUAUGCCAAUGCAUGGCCACUACUCAACCUUCUCUGCAGAUUCCUUGGCACUGACACUGCAUGUCUCCAUCCAAGAACCAUCAUCAUCAUUGUCGUCAUUAUCUCUGCCAUCAUCAUCUGCAGAAUAUACAAUGGUGGCCACCAAACCUCCAGCAUUUAUAGAUUUUCUUGGGGUGGGCCACCAAAGCCUCAACAUCUAAAGGAAACAAAAAAAAAGAGUGGGAGCUAAUCAAGAACUUGGUUACUCCUAUCAUUGU